CGCACGGAACAUUCGAGACGAAUUACAUCGAAAGAUCGACGGAUUGCAUCAUUUACAUUUACAAGUGCAUAAUAUUAAUAAUCAAAAUGGAUGAUCAAAUCGAAAAAGACUAUGAAGACGAAUUAAAUUUACAAAACAUCCAUCGAGUAGAAAAUCUACUUUUAACGUUUGAAAACAGGACAUUAAAAGACAGAGUGAAGGUUUUGGAAGCACAACUUGCAAAUAUAAGAAAACGACAAAUAAAAGAAACCAAUGUACAUGCAUUAGGUUCAUUGCAAAAUAAACGACAAAAAGAAUCAUCAUCUGUAAAUGAAGAAUUAGAUGAGCUCCUGGACACACAAGCAGAUGAAGAAAAUGAACAAACAAAAGAAAAAGAAUCGUCAUCUGUAAGUGAAAAAUUAGAUGAGCUCCUGGACACACAAGGAGAUGAAGACAAUAAACGAGAAAAUGAAUCAUCACGUAUAAAUGAAGAAUUAGAUGAGUUUGUAGACACACAACCAGAUAAAGAGAAUAAACAAACAAGAGAUUCAUCACCUGUAAGUAAAAAAAAAUUAGAUGAGCUUCUGGACACACAAGGAGAUGAAGACAAUAAACGAGAAAAUGAAUCAUCACGUAUAAAUGAAGACUUUGAUGAGUUUGUAGACACACAACCAGAUAAAGAGAAUAAACAAACAAAAGAAUCAUCACCUGUAAGUAAAAAAUUAGAUGAGCUCCUGGACACACAAGGAGAUAAAGAGAAGAAACAAAAAAGAACACUAGCAGAAACCAAUUAAAUUCAAACAAUAAAUAUUAAUAAUUAAAAUAAAUUGGUCGUGGUGUUCGUGGCCGUAGUGGUCGCAGCCGUGGAAUUAACGUUUAUUUCUUUAGCUAUUAGCGUUAUAAAGACAGUAGAUUGUUUUAUAAAGACAUAGCAUUAUAAAGAUGGUAGAUUGUGUUAGUAAAUCACAUAUUAAGUAUAUUCUUUUUCCGCAUUACAUAUUUUGUGUUAUGAUUACAUAUUUUGUGUGAUAAAGA
Pseudomyrmex gracilis is the source of this 1014-nucleotide messenger RNA. RefSeq names its product DNA ligase 1-like. The record is from RefSeq and is a predicted model, not a curated record. The coding region runs from base 87 to 773 and encodes 228 amino acids. The transcript has 10 exons. Lineage: Eukaryota; Metazoa; Arthropoda; Insecta; Hymenoptera; Formicidae.